UAUACGUCUAUAAGGUAUCUGCUUUUCAUCUCCAUGUAUGUAUGUAUGUGUUUCUGCAUAAAAGACGUUUUAAAAUCAUAAUUUUACAGAAUUAUAAUUGUAUAAUAUGAGGAUUCUAAUGCCGUUCAUCAUCAUCGCAUCAACCUAUGGCGUUAAUAAUAACUUCCUAAAUCUCGUCAAGAAUUACGGUAAUCCAACUGCAGAAGAGAUCGAAUUCGCAACCAAUGCCAAGUACGACUUCAUCGUCGUAGGAGCUGGAUCGGCAGGUUCUGUAUUAGCUAAUCGUCUGUCAGAGAACAAAAGAUGGAAAGUUCUGCUACUAGAAGCGGGAUAUGAGCAAAACUUACUCAAUCAGAUUCCGAUACUAGUCGGUUAUUUCCAAUUGACUGAUUAUAACUGGGGAUAUAAGGUGGAACCUCAGAAGAACGCCUGUUUGGGGAUGAUAAAUCACCAAUGUUCCUGGCCGCGAGGUAAAGCUUUGGGCGGUACGAGUACUUUAUACUACAUGAUUCAUACACGCGGGAACAAAUUGGAUUAUGAUAAAUGGGCUAGUUUGGGCAACGUAGGCUGGUCCUACGCGGAUGUUCUUCCAUAUUUUAAAAAAAGUGAAAGAUUUAAUGUGCCAGGUAUCAAGAAUUCUUCAUAUCACAAUGAAAACGGUUACUUGUGUGUGGAACACGUGCCCUAUCAUACAAAGUUGGCAAUGACGUAUUUAGAAGCUGGUCGAGAAUUGGGAUAUGAAAUUGUGGAUUACAAUGGCCAGGAUCAGAUAGGUUUUUCGUAUCUUCAGGUAAAUAUGGAUCAUGGAACGCGAUGUAGCGCUGCCAAGGCUUAUCUUCAGCUAAAUCGGCCGAACUUGGAAAUCAUCACCGGUGCUAGAGUAACCAAAGUAUUAAUCAAUGCGGACAAACGUGUGUACGGUGUUGAAUAUGUCAAAAACAAUGUGUGGAAGACAGUCAGUUGUUCGAAGGAAGUUUUACUAUCCGCCGGUACGAUUGAUUCAGCCAAAUUGCUAAUGUUAUCAGGAAUUGGACCUAGAGACCAUCUAGAAAAAUUAAACAUACCAGUGAUUCAGGAUUCCAAAGUCGGUUACAACAUGUAUGAACACAUCGGUUUUUUGGGACUGACUUUCAUGGUGAACCAAAGCGUGUCAUUACUGCAGAACAAGCUCAUAAAUCCUAGCGUAUUGUUGGAAUACGUCCUGCAUAAGGAAGGAAUAAUGACGGUUCCAGGAGGUGCCGAAGCACUGGCAUUUAUCAGAACCAAGUACGCUCCUGAUGAGAAACCGGAUGUCGAGCUUCUCUUUAUAUCUGGCUCUCUGCAUUCAGACAAUGGUCAAGUCCUGAAAAAGAGCUUAAGUCUCUCAGACAAUCUGUACAACACUGUCUUCAAGCCCAUCGAAAAUCAGGAAGCCUGGUCGAUCUGGCCAAUUGUUCAAUAUCCUAGAAGCGUCGGUCGUCUUACGUUGCAAUCGAAGGAUCCGUUCGAGCCACCCAAGAUGGAUCCAAACUUUUUCAGUCAUCCGGCUGACAUAGAAAUCAUCCUAGAGGGAAUAAAACACGCUCUCAACAUAUCCAAGACUGAAGCCUUUCAAGCAUACGGCAGUCGAUUACACGACAUAAAAAUACCAGGCUGCGAAUCAUUUGAUUUUGCUUCUGAUGAUUAUUGGCGUUGCGCCAUUAAACAUCUACCAUCCAUGAUGAAUCACGAGAUCGGAACCGCCAAAAUGGGACCCAAGACGGAUGUUUACGCAGUUGUUGAUCCGCAACUAAAAGUGUAUGGUGUUAAGGGACUUAGAGUAGUAGACGCUGCGAUCAUGCCCACGAUACCUUCUGGUCAUACAAAUGCAGCAAUUAUUAUGAUCGGCGAGAAAGCCGCGGAUAUGAUCAAAGAAACUUGGAAAAGCACAUUAUAAGAGAGAUCUGUUCUCUUCUAUGCAAAGAUCAAAAGAAAUUAAAAAAAAAAUAAUUUGAUCAUAGAGAACAAUUAACAAUAAUAACACAGUAAUAGAGAUGGAAGCAAUUGUAACAAUAAGUAUUAAGAUGAGUAGCUCAAUAGUAUCGAGAAGAUUUCAAUUUGCAAAUAAAAAUUCAAGGAUUCCGAAAUAAAAAACAUGGUCCCAUAUACAAGCUUAUGUCGAUUAUUUGUUUAAAUUGUCUGACAAAUAAUGGAAAAUAAUUGGUUGAAUUUCUAAGAUAAAAUCAUCGAGAGAUAAAAAUAAGGGAGUGAAAGGUAGUGGUCCUUGAAUGGAAGUAGUCCUUGAGUGGAAGUGCUCCUUUCAUUUCCUAAAUUAAAGAAGGUAGACCACACAAUAAAU
Molecule: messenger RNA, 2317 nt
Organism: Formica exsecta
Lineage: Eukaryota; Metazoa; Arthropoda; Insecta; Hymenoptera; Formicidae
Product: glucose dehydrogenase [FAD, quinone]-like
Exons: 2
Coding region: 107-1915 (602 amino acids)
Molecular function (GO): oxidoreductase activity, acting on CH-OH group of donors; flavin adenine dinucleotide binding
Source: RefSeq, a predicted model, not a curated record